Oncorhynchus tshawytscha (Chinook salmon) is the source of this 3960-nucleotide messenger RNA. RefSeq names its product potassium voltage-gated channel subfamily V member 2. Gene Ontology annotation, cellular component: membrane; voltage-gated potassium channel complex. Gene Ontology annotation, biological process: potassium ion transmembrane transport; protein homooligomerization. The transcript has 2 exons. Lineage: Eukaryota; Metazoa; Chordata; Actinopteri; Salmoniformes; Salmonidae. Gene Ontology annotation, molecular function: delayed rectifier potassium channel activity. The record is from RefSeq and is a predicted model, not a curated record. Bases 299 to 1960 code for a protein of 553 amino acids.
UUCCAUUAGGACAGAAAGAACAGCAAUGGGAUUAGAGAAUCAGUGAGGAGGAUGAAUCCCCAACUCAUGCUCUUGAUCUUCUUGCACGUUGAACCAAACACGGUGUAGCUUUUUCUCUCCCUGCUGAAUUUGUAAGGAAAGGAAAAGGAAGAAGUCUUGCCGUUGUUGCUCUUUGUGUCAAGGAAUGUGAAACGAGUGACAUAUUGGAUUUGUUGGUAAGGUCUUUACUGAUUUAACUUUCACUAGGUGAGCAGGAUUGAUAAUUCUCAAAAUUUCCUGCCCUCUGAGGGGUCGUACAAUGGAACAACCUUCAAAAAACCCUCAUCACCUAAAAAAGCUGAAAAAACGGCGCUCCAGUUUGUUUGCCAGCGUGAAGCUGAACACCAGCUUAUCCAAGAGCAUUGAAGAACCAGACGCUACCUUCCCCUUUGCACAGGAGAGCUCUGUGAAAGCAUGGACGUCCAUGGACAACCUGGACAACCCUGCAACUCAGACAGUGGUCCUGAAGGAGAACGGGCCCGAGAAGAAAAGGGAGGAGAAAGAAAAACGUGUCGCCAGACAAUCCAACAUAGUCACCAUCAAUGUCGGUGGGAGAGUCUUUCACAUACCUAUCCAUCUGGUUCUCCGCUACCCCAAAACCAGGAUUGGCUCUCUGGCCCUCUGUACCGAUCCUGUGAAGAGGAUGACACUCUGCGAUGACUACUCCGUCCGCAAAAAUGAGUUCUUCUUUGACCGGGACCCCACUUUCUUCCACUACAUCUUCCACUUUUACUGCAGCAACGUCAUGUGGGUGAUGGAGAGUCUGUGUCCGCUCAAUUUCGAGGAGGAGAUGAACUUCUGGGGUCUCCGCAUGAGGGACACUCCGAGGUGUUGCCGCAUGCUGUUUGAGGAGAAGGUGGAUGAGAUCAAAGAUGGCCUGAAGGUCAACCAGGAGCUGAUCGACGAAAUCAAGCCGGCCCACAGGGAUGAGGAGGCCAUGUUCAAGACCAUGUUCCUGGGAGGGUUCCGCAAGGCCCUCUGGGACCUGAUGGAGAACCCCUACUCCUCUUUAGCGGCCAAGGGCUUCGCCGUGUUCUCCAGCCUCUUCGUCCUCAUCUCCAUCGUGGCCAUGACCCUCAACACGGUGAAGGAGCUGAGGAAGUACACUAUCUACGGCAAGACCUACAUGGAGUGUGUGGAGAUCGUCUCCAUCGUCUUCUUCACCUUUGAGUACUUCCUGCGGCUACUCACCACCUGCGACAUCAAACACUUUGUGAAAAGCGGCCUCAACUUUGUGGACCUGUUGGCCGUCAUGCCCUACUUCAUCCAGAUCAUCUUUGAGAUUUUCACAGAUGUUGAUGAUGCUGGUGCCCAGGAGGACCUGAAGACCAUGGCCAGGGUCAGCAAAGUCAGCAAGGUGCUCAAGGUGGUCAAACUCAUGCGCAUCUUUCGCAUCCUCAAGCUGGCAAAGCAUUCCACUGGAAUGCGGGCGUUUGGCUUCACCAUCCGGCAGUGCAGAGAGCAGGUGUGCUGCUUAUUCCUGUUCAUUAUCAUGGGCAUCUUCACCUUCUCGGCCCUCAUGCACUCUGUGGAGCUGGACCAGCCAGGCACCCCUUUCAGCAGCAUCCCUGAUGCCUGGUGGUGGGCCGCAGUGAGCAUCUCCACUGUGGGCUAUGGUGACGUGGUGCCCAUCUCCUAUCUGGGUCGCUGUGUGGCAUUUGGCUGCAUCUCCUUUGGCAUUAUCCUCAACGGCAUGCCCAUCUCAAUCCUCUUCAACAAGUUCUCAGACUACUACGCCAAGCUCAAGGCCCAGGAAUACACCCAGACUAUAGGCCCGGGUGUACGCACCUUCCAGCUCAAGAAACGUCUGCGGCGCAAGUUCGAUGGCUGCUUCGAACCACAGCCUUCAGACGACUCUGAUGACGAUUAUGACACCACAUACCAUCCAAACAGGAGUCAGAGCCAUGCGGGCGCCGAGUGAGACCCUAAUGCCAACGCCCCUUAAAUGCCUUUCUCGCCUUCAUGCUGGAGACUAACACCCCAUCUGCCUCUGACUAUAUUCUAAGCCGGGGUGUAGGAAAGUAAACAUUGGGCAAAGGGGGUGGUGGGGGUGGGGGAUUGAGGCUGAGCCAAGGGGAGAUAAACCGUAAGCUACAGCUUUAGACGUGGCACGCUAAGGGUGACUCCUCAGUCAAAUGGACAGGAAUUACCCCCCAUCGGGAUCGGUUUCUAAGAAUAGCACCUGAUGCAGUUAAGCUGAGUGGAACUAACUUUCUACCAGGCAUUCAUGCCUAUAACAGAGUAACGACCAACGUUUAUUAGACUAUAUUGCACAAACCACUUCAGAAGCUGAGGGAUGGUAGCCAGUAGGCCUUUGACUGCUCCGUGGGAUGAAGUGCUAAUAUAAUUUUUUUUUGGAGGGGGCCUCAGAUCUAUAACAUGUGCAGGAUGUAAAUGUUCAAAUCAAUACAUGCAAUUAGGCCCAAUUAGUUUAUUAUACCAUGAUAAAAGAUACUAUUGCAGUUGGAUGAUACUUCCAGUAGGCAAUUACUUCUCAGUUUUGGUCAGAAAAUGAACAUUCAACUAAUUAAUUGAAAAAAUUAUAUUAUAAAAACAGUUUUAAAACGGUAUCUUUAAUUCAUUAGUAGAACUGAAUCCAACUCUGACAUGGUACUCCGUUUCUACCCAAAUGUCCAUGUUAUGGGCAAUAGUCAGUUCAAGUUACACUAUAUCCUUAAAAUGUAUACAGUUAGACAGUACUAUAUAGUACUGUAUACAGGACUCAUUUGAAAUAGACCAUGCGAUGGGUGUCAAAGAAUAAAAGUUAUUUCAUCUGAACUGUUUUAUUUCUUGUUUUGUUGAAUGUCUCAUGUCCUAUUAACAAUAACAUUUUACCACAACCAGUAAGUCAGUGAAAUGGAAGGAUGAAGCCAAAUACAUUGAACUAAAGUCAACUGCAAAGCUUUCUGGGAAAUAAUAAUAAGUGUUUGAUAUAAAUAACAACAAACAAAAACAGUUCUGCUCUCCAUUGAUAAAAAAUAUUUGAUUGUAAUAAAAUCUAUUUUCAAGGUUGAAAUGUGUGGCUUGCGCUCAAAUAACUACAGAUCGAGUAUUGAAACAGAAAUCAAGACCACAAGCAACCAGGCAUUGCAGUAGUUUGAUACGACACAGAUAGGCUGACUGUCUAAUAGUAUUUAGGGAUAAGGCGACUGAAAGGAUAGCAGCAGUGGCUUUUGACAGUCGCCUGGCAGUGACCUCUAGUGUUAACCUGGGGCCAUGGCGCUGUAUUACGACAGUAACAGUAAGGAGUGAGAGGGGCCAGAGAGGAAACGGACCCAAGGCUAUCCACACACACAUUCAUGCUUUGAAAAGAGAUUGUGUGACGCUAUAUCAGUACAAAUAGUAUUCACUGACGCCACAAUGGGACUCCUUGGUAACGCUAUUCUCGCUAUGACGCACUUCGAAUUUUAUUGUCUGCAUAUUUUCUUGAAAUGCAAACAAAACAAGAUGUUACUGAAGCCCAAUAGCCCAAUGCUAAGUUCUGCGUAAUGUCUGUGGCAUGAAUCUGUGGUAUGAAUGCUCAUGGUGACUCCGUUUUGAACUUGCAUCCUGAUUUUGUUAGCUUUUCUGAGUCUAGUGCUAUUUGGUUGUUGGCACUUUGCUUUUACUGGUAUUUCCAGCAUGAUCCACUAGGUUUGCUGCAGAUAGAAAAUCAUACAGUAGGAAAGCUCUCUCCAAUCAAUCAUUGUCUGGUUGUGCGUGUCUGUUUGGUGGGGCUUGCCUAGCUCUGCAAAUCUUAAAAUCACACAAAGGGAAUACUAUCAGUAGUACUUUGUGCAAGCUGAUUCUCUCCAACGGACUCAGAAGUUGUAGCUGUUGGCGUAAGACAUCUGGGCAUCAUACGUAAGACAUCUGGGCAUCAUACGUAAGACAUCUGGGCAUCAUACGUAAGACAUCUGGGCAUCAUACGUAAGACAUCUG